CUGUUUCUAGGCCCAAGGACUUAUCCCUGCAACUCCUGCCGAAAGUCCUUCACCAAGAACUGCAAUCUUAACUCUCACAUCAAGGCCGUUCACAGAGGUCCUAAGUUGGGAAGUGAAAGUAGCCACUCUCUCUCUUCUGUUGUCUUCCUAGGUGAAAAGGCCUUCCAGUGUCCAGACUGCCUCAAAAGUUUCUCCCGAAAUUCGGAUCUUCAGAAGCACAUCGACGCUGUUCACAAAGGCUUGAGGCCCUACAAGUGCUCCAUUUGUCAAAAGCUCUUCUCUCAAAAAUCCAGUCUCAAACGCCAUGUUGAAGCUGUCCAUGAAGGUGAGUGUCGCGCAUCUCCAAAGCAUGUACUGUGA
This is a messenger RNA of Dibothriocephalus latus, 360 nucleotides long. NCBI's taxonomy places the organism in Eukaryota, Metazoa, Platyhelminthes, Cestoda, Diphyllobothriidea, Diphyllobothriidae. The record is from the annotation of a GenBank genome assembly.